Molecule: messenger RNA, 723 nt
Organism: Guillardia theta CCMP2712
Lineage: Eukaryota; Cryptophyceae; Pyrenomonadales; Geminigeraceae
Exons: 1
Coding region: 1-723 (240 amino acids)
Source: RefSeq, a predicted model, not a curated record
AUGUUGAAUGUCUGGGACGUAGCCAUUGACGCCGCAGAUAAGAAUGGCAAAAAAUUAAGAGACCAAUUCACAAAAGCCGUUAUGCAGGGGAGCUCCAACAUUCUUGAGCUCGAGAUUCUGACAAAGCAGGACGAAGGGACCGAGGGAGUGCAAUCAAAAAUCGAGGGAGAACAACAAGAGAGGAAAAAUGAAGAGAUCGGAGAUGUACAACAAGAUAUCAAAGUUGUACAAGGAAAGAUCGAAGGUGUACAAGGAAAGAUCGAAGGUGUACAAGGAAAGAUCGAAGGUGUACAAGGAAAAAUCGAAGGUGUACAACAAGAGAUCACAGAUGUGUUGAGAAGGAUGCACGAUCAAAAUGACCCAACGCUGAAGGAGCAGCUUGUAGAGGACAAGAAGCAGCUUGUAGCGUACCAGCAGCAGCUUGUAGAGGACAAGAAGCAGCUUGUAGAGGACAAGAAGCAGCUUGUAGCGUACCAGCAGCAGCUUGUAGCGUACCACCAGCAGCUUAUGGACAGGGUGAAGCUGCUUUUAGACAAGGAUAAGCAGGUUGAGGGGCUUAUUCCACGUCCUGUGCAACUUAGAGACAGUAUGUCAAGACCUGAAGGUGAAACAGAAUUGAAUGUGGCUAUCAUGGGUACUAACAGGACUUAUGCUAGUUGGCAUGCUAAGUUUCUUGAAAGAGCUCUGGACUACCGCAUGCCUAGGAAAGGUUUUAUGGGCUAA